GUUUCCCUCUGCAAAAUUCCGGCUUCCAGAUUUCUCUAGGCUGCUCUUUUCUUCCGUCCACCGCCUAACUGACAUGGCUUCCAAUACCGGGUUCGUUGAGCGCGUACAAGACUUCGUCACAGAGAAUAAGAAGGCCAUCCUUAUUGGAACAGCAGCCGCUGCUAUCGCUGUGGGCGGCGCUGUCUACUACGCCUCAACAUCCAAGCCUUCAGACGGGACGGACUUGGAAAAGGGCGACAAAAAGGACCGGAAGAAGUCGUCGAAAGGGACGAAGAAAAAGAAGUCCGUCAAGGACAAGGAUGGACCUAUUCUGGAGGAACGGAAGCCGAAAGUCCAGGAAGAACCCGGCGACGACGCCGUGCUGAAUGACGAGCAAAUUGCUGCCCUGUCAACGGAGGAACGGACAGCACUCGCGACUUCCUACAAAGCAAAGGGUAAUGCAGCAUAUCAACAGCGCCAGUUCACUACGGCUGCUGAACUAUAUACUCGCGCGAUCCAAGUGUCGCCAAAAGCUGAACCCGUAUUCUACAGCAACCGCGCUGCGUGCUAUAUGAACAGCUCACCUCCAAAAUAUGACCUCGUCAUCGAAGACUGCAACGAGGCACUCAAACUAGACCCAAAGUACAUCAAAGCAAUGAACCGCAGGGCCACAGCUUUCGAAGGACUCAAGCAAUACGAAGAAGCCCUUCGCGACUUCACGGCCUCUACGAUACUUGACAAAUUCACUAACAAGUCUUCCGGAGAGUCUGUAGAACGGGUAUUACGAUCCCUCGCUUCGAAAAAAGCAGCCGACAUUCUCGCGCAGCGGCAACCUCGCCUCCCUUCCUUUACCUUCAUCUCAGCCUACUUUGCCGCUUUCCGACCCAAAGCGCACCCGACACUUCCGGAGAACCCGUCACAGGGCGAUAACACACUCCUGCUCGCCCUGCAGGCCCUCGACGCGUCAGAUUAUGUUCACUCGGUGACCUUGGUUAACGAAGCUCUCGAACAGGGUAUUUCUUGGCCCAUUGGAAAAGCGGAGGCUCUCAACCUUCGUGGUACCUUCAAAUUCCUCAUGGGCGAAAUCGAAGACGCAAAGUCUGACCUUCAGCAGUCAAUCGACAUUGACCCAUCAUUCACACAGAGUUUGGUGAAGAUUGCUAGUGUGUAUAUGGAACAGGGAGACCCUCAAAAAGCUUUCGAGUGUUUCGAGGACGCAAUCAAACAAAACCCUAAUGACCCUGACAUUUACUACCAUCGUGGCCAAGUUUUGUUUAUUCUCAAUAAAUUCAAGGAGGCCGCGGACAACUACACGAAGUCUACUGAACUGGAUGAUAAGUUUGUAUUCAGCCACAUACAAUUGGCUGUGGCAGAGUACAAGCAAGACAAUCUCGCGAAAAGUAUGGGACAGUUCCGCCGGACAAUGGUUGCCUUCCCUCAACGAAGCGAACCCCAAAAUUACUACGGUGAGCUGCUGCUCGAUCAACAACGGUACCCGGAUGCCGUGGAGAAGUUUGAGCGAGCCAUAGAGUUGGAGAAACUAAAAAAGACCACUUCCCCGCCGAAUGUCCUGCCUCUCGUGAAUAAGGGUCUCGCCUUAUACCAGUGGAAGCAAGAUAUUGGCCCGGCAGAGCGCUGCUGCAACGAGGCUCUCCGAAUUGACCCGGAUUGUGAUGCCGCCGUCGCCACGCUCGCCCAACUCAGCUUACAGCAAGGGCACCUCGACAAGGCCGUGGAAUAUUUCAUCAGACAAGCUGAGCUUGCGAGGACGGAGCCGGAGCUGAUCAACGCGUUGACGUACCAACAUGCUACAUCAUCGCAGUUGGAAUUCUUGAAAAACUAUCCGGAUAUGGCAGCACAACUUAGCCCUCUCGCUAGGGGCAUGUCAUAAAGGAAAAGGUGGUCCGAAUCCCUGAAUACUAUUGUGGCUCAAGAUCUGCCAUCUCUACUCACGACCAUCUACUUUAUCACAUCUGUUAUCACGUAUUUAUCUCGUCCCUAGCUUACAGUUACUGCAAUGCACCCUCUACUCGACUGAAACGUGAAGAUGCGAUCCGAUCUUGUAAAUUAUGCGUCAUUUUUUUUUUUUUUUUUUUUUUUUUUU
Molecule: messenger RNA, 2083 nt
Organism: Desarmillaria tabescens
Lineage: Eukaryota; Fungi; Basidiomycota; Agaricomycetes; Agaricales; Physalacriaceae
Product: ADP/ATP carrier receptor
Exons: 9
Coding region: 74-1870 (598 amino acids)
Biological process (GO): protein import into mitochondrial matrix; protein insertion into mitochondrial inner membrane
Cellular component (GO): mitochondrial outer membrane
Molecular function (GO): transmembrane protein transporter activity; protein binding
Source: RefSeq, a predicted model, not a curated record